This is a messenger RNA of Acinonyx jubatus (cheetah), 10216 nucleotides long. RefSeq names its product signal induced proliferation associated 1 like 1 (gene SIPA1L1). Bases 890 to 6301 code for a protein of 1803 amino acids. Gene Ontology annotation, molecular function: GTPase activator activity; protein binding. The record is from RefSeq and is a predicted model, not a curated record. NCBI's taxonomy places the organism in Eukaryota, Metazoa, Chordata, Mammalia, Carnivora, Felidae. Gene Ontology annotation, biological process: activation of GTPase activity; regulation of small GTPase mediated signal transduction. Gene Ontology annotation, cellular component: cytoplasm. The transcript is spliced from 28 exons.
GUUCUCCGCAGAGGAGGCGGCGAGUGAGCGCGCGCCGACCGUCCACACGGUUUCUCUUUCUCCCUAGGGAGAGCGCGCGGCGGACGCGCCCCGGACGCGCGGUGGCACCGGGAGGCCGGGCAGAGCGGUUCAGUUUCAAAUGUGAAUGACAGUAAACUAAUAUCCAAGAUUCCUGUAUAAGAAGUAGAUCAAAAGGACUGUACUUUCAGGUGCUAUGCUGAGACCUCAUAGUACAAUGGUAAUGGAAAGGAAAUAAAAAGCAAAACACCGUCAGAUAGUUUUGUGCCUGCGCCCAGGAUAUUGGCCCAUGGGCUGGGGAUACAAAGAUAUUAUUCAGGUUUUGAGAGAAUACCUCAAGUUGGACUCAAACGCAAGAUUUACCGGUGACUUUGAAGUGGAAUGAGGAUCUAAUCUAGAAAUGUCAUGUUGCAUUCAGUACUUGCUCAGUUAGUUGCAGCCUGCCCCAGAAAAUCAUUGUAGUGUAACUGCAACAAGCUGGUUUACAAGCAAGAGGAGCUGAGUGUGCAGGUUAUUCAUUGUUAAUGUGAAUGAUGUUUAAAUUUCUGCAGCCAUGACACAAGAAUAUAGGAAAGCAUGGGAUUAUGGCAAUCACAGAGUCCUCGUAAUACAAGUUCCAUUCAUUUUUUUCUGAAAGACAGCUGUCUGUUAAAGUGAAGCAAAGGAACUAUUGUGGAUUAUAAUGUUUUGAAGAUCUGGAUUGUCAGAGGUUUGGAAAUAAGGCAUCAUUUAACCUUUUAAAUGAAAAAGAUUAAGAUCUCAUGCAACUGCUAUAUUUUCUGGAAACCAUUCUCCAAAAGGGAAGUGCACAUUUAAAACUUAGAUAUGAUGGUCCUUUGUACAGGGAUUUGAGUCUGAUUGCUUUUACAUCAUGACCAGCUUGAAACGGUCGCAGACGGAGAGGCCUGCUGCCCCCGAAAGGGCCUCGGUUGUCGCCACAGAUGGCGCCCCCAAAGUCCACACUGACGACUUCUACAUGCGACGCUUCAGGUCCCAGAAUGGCAGUUUAGGGUCCUCGGUCAUGGCUCCGGUAGGGCCCCCCCGAAGCGAAGGGUCUCAUCAUAUAACCUCGACCCCCGGAGUCCCCAAGAUGGGGGUUAGGGCUAGGAUUGCGGAUUGGCCCCCGAGAAAGGAAAACGUCAAAGAAUCUAGCCGUUCAAGCCAGGAAAUAGAAACCUCAAGUUGCCUUGAGAGCCUGUCCUCCAAAAGCAGUCCUGUGAGUCAGGGAAGUUCUGUUAGCCUCAAUUCCAGUGACUCAGCCAUGUUAAAAAGCAUACAGAACACACUGAAAAACAAGACGAGGCCGGCGGAGAACAUGGACUCCAGAUUUCUCAUGCCUGAAGCCUACCCCAGCUCCCCUAGGAAGGCUCUCCGCAGGAUCCGUCAGCGGAGCAACAGCGAUAUCACCAUAAGUGAACUUGACGUGGAUAGCUUCGAUGAAUGUAUCUCGCCCACAUACAAGACUGGGCCAUCACUGCACAGGGAAUAUGGUAGCACCUCUUCAAUUGAUAAGCAGGGAACGUCCGGGGAAAGCUUCUUUGACUUGCUAAAGGGCUACAAAGACGACAAGUCUGAUCGAGGUCCAACUCCAACCAAGCUCAGUGACUUCCUCAUCGCCAGUGGGGGCAAGGGCUCCGGUUUCUCCCUGGAUGUCAUAGACGGGCCCAUCUCCCAGAGGGAGAACCUCCGGCUCUUUAAGGAAAGGGAAAAACCACUCAAGCGCCGUUCCAAGUCUGAAACUGGAGACUCGUCCAUUUUUCGUAAGUUACGCAAUGCCAAAGGUGAGGAACUUGGGAAAUCGUCAGAUCUUGAAGACAACCGGUCAGAAGACUCUGUCAGGCCCUGGACAUGCCCGAAGUGCUUUGCCCACUACGAUGUCCAGAGUAUACUAUUUGACUUGAAUGAGGCCAUUAUGAACAGGCACAACGUUAUUAAGAGAAGAAACACCACCACGGGGGCAUCGGCCGCUGCCGUGGCAUCCCUGGUCUCUGGACCUCUGUCCCACUCGGCCAGUUUUAGCUCCCCGAUGGGCAGCACGGAGGACCUGAAUUCCAAGGGGAGCCUCAGCAUGGACCAGGGAGACGAUAAGAGCAAUGAACUUGUAUUGAGCUGUCCGUAUUUUCGGAAUGAGAUAGGUGGAGAAGGCGAGAGGAAAAUCAGCCUGUCAAAAUCAAACUCUGGUUCCUUUAGUGGGUGUGAAAGUGCCUCCUUUGAGUCUACGCUUAGUUCCCAUUGCACAAAUGCAGGAGUGGCAGUACUUGAAGUGCCCAAGGACAACCUUGUGUUGCAUCUGGACAGGGUGAAGAGAUACAUCGUGGAGCAUGUGGACCUGGGCGCGUACUAUUACAGGAAAUUCUUCUAUCAGAAGGAACACUGGAACUAUUUUGGGGCCGAUGAGAAUCUUGGACCAGUGGCUGUGAGCAUUCGGAGGGAAAAGCCAGAAGAGACGAAGGAAAAUGGAUCUCCCUACAACUACCGAAUAAUUUUUAGAACCAGUGAGCUCAUGACCCUGAGAGGUUCAGUCCUGGAGGAUGCCAUUCCCUCAACGGCGAAGCACUCGACAGCCAGAGGGCUGCCCCUGAAGGAAGUGCUGGAGCACGUGAUUCCUGAGCUCAACGUCCAGUGCCUGAGGUUGGCCUUCAACACUCCCAAAGUCACAGAGCAACUCAUGAAACUGGACGAACAAGGGCUGAACUAUCAGCAGAAGGUAGGCAUCAUGUACUGCAGAGCUGGACAGAGCACCGAAGAAGAGAUAUACAACAAUGAGUCAGCCGGCCCGGCCUUUGAGGAAUUCCUUCAGCUGUUGGGAGAACGCGUUCGGCUCAAAGGAUUUGAGAAGUACCGUGCACAGCUUGACACCAAAACUGACUCCACUGGAACCCAUUCUCUGUAUACAACAUACAAAGACUAUGAGAUCAUGUUCCAUGUUUCCACCAUGCUGCCAUACACACCUAAUAACAAGCAACAGCUCCUACGGAAGCGGCACAUUGGAAAUGAUAUUGUCACAAUUGUUUUCCAAGAGCCCGGAGCACAGCCAUUCAGUCCAAAAAACAUCCGAUCCCACUUCCAGCACGUUUUUGUCAUCGUCAGGGUUCACAACCCCUGCACCGACAGUGUUUGUUACAGUGUGGCUGUCACCAGGUCCAGAGACGUGCCUUCCUUUGGACCUCCCAUCCCCAAAGGGGUCACUUUCCCUAAGUCAAAUGUGUUCAGGGACUUCCUUUUGGCCAAAGUGAUUAACGCAGAAAACGCUGCUCAUAAAUCAGAGAAGUUUCGGGCCAUGGCAACUCGGACCCGCCAGGAAUACCUGAAAGAUCUGGCAGAAAAGAAUGUCACCAACACCCCAAUUGACCCAUCUGGCAAGUUCCCAUUCAUCUCUCUGGCCUCCAAGAAGAAGGAGAAGUCUAAGCCAUAUCCGGGAGCUGAACUCAGUAGCAUGGGGGCCAUUGUGUGGGCCGUCCGGGCCAAAGACUACAACACAGCUAUGGAAAUAGACUGUCUGUUGGGGGUCUCCAACGAAUUCAUCGUCCUCAUCGAGCAGGAAACAAAGAGCGUGGUUUUCAACUGUUCCUGCAGAGAUGUGAUAGGGUGGACCUCGACUGACACCAGCCUCAAAAUCUUCUACGAGCGAGGAGAAUGUGUUUCGGUGGAGAGUUUAAUUAAUAACGAGGAUAUCAAGGAGAUUGUGAAGAGGUUGCAGUUUGUGUCAAAAGGUUGUGAAUCGGUGGAGAUGACUCUGCGAAGGAAUGGGCUAGGCCAGCUUGGCUUCCAUGUCAACUACGAGGGCAUCGUGGCCGACGUGGAGCCCUAUGGCUACGCCUGGCAGGCAGGGCUCAGGCAGGGCAGCCGGCUGGUGGAGAUCUGCAAGGUGGCGGUGGCCACCCUGAGCCACGAGCAGAUGAUUGAUCUCCUGAGAACAUCUGUCACGGUGAAGGUUGUCAUCAUCCCCCCGCAUGACGACUGCACCCCACGGAGGAGUUGCUCUGAAACGUACCGCAUGCCAGUGAUGGAAUACAAAAUGAACGAAGGGGUUUCAUACGAAUUCAAGUUUCCCUUCCGAAAUAAUAACAAAUGGCAGAGGAAUGCCAACAAGGGGCCUCACUCAGCUCAAGUCCCCUCCCAGGUGCAGAGCCCCAUGACCUCGAGGCUGAAUGCUGGCAAAGGAGACGGGAAGAUGGCUCCUCCAGAAAGAGCCGCCAACAUCCCUCGAAGCAUCUCCAGUGACGGGCGCCCCCUGGAGAGGCGGCUGUCUCCUGGCUCAGACAUCUACGUGACGGUCUCCUCCAUGGCCCUCGCGAGGUCCCAGCAGUGCCGGAACUCCCCUAGCAACCUGUCUUCAUCCAGCGAGACGGGCUCUGGCGGAGGCACUUACCGGCAGAAGUCCAUGCCCGAAGGGUUUGGAGUAAGCCGCAGAUCCCCAGCCUCCAUCGACAGGCAGAACACCCAGUCAGAUAUUGGUGGCAGCGGGAAAUCUACCCCCAGCUGGCAAAGAAGUGAGGAUAGCAUUGCUGACCAGAUGGCUUACAGUUAUAGAGGACCUCAGGAUUUCAAUUCUUUUGUCCUCGAGCAGCAUGAAUAUACAGAGCCAACGUGCCAUCUCCCAGCAGUAUCAAAGGUACUGCCAGCUUUCCGAGAGAGCCCCAGUGGGAGAUUAAUGCGGCAGGAUCCGGUGGUCCAUUUGUCUCCAAACAAACAAGGGCAUUCUGACAGCCACUACUCAAGCCACUCCAGCAGCAAUACCCUCUCCAGCAACGCGUCAAGUGCCCACAGCGACGAGAAGUGGUACGAUGGGGACCGCACGGAGUCUGAGCUCAACAGCUACAACUACCUGCAAGGCACCUCCGCUGACAGUGGCAUCGACACCACCUCCUAUGGUCCCAGCCACGGCAGCACGGCCUCCCUGGGGGCUGCCACGUCGUCCCCUCGCUCAGGGCCCAGCAAAGAGAAAGUGGCACCCCUGUGGCAUAGUUCCAGUGAAGUGAUCUCCAUGGCAGAUCGGACUUUAGAGACAGACGGCCUCGGCAUGGACCGGAAAACAGAGUCCUCCCUGAGCCUGGACAUCCACGGCAAGAGCCCAGCGGGCUCAAACCCUCUGACAAGGGAGAACAGCACUUUCAGUAUAAAUGACGCUGCUUCCCACACAAGCACCAUGGGCUCCCGACACUCUCCCAGCCCCGUUGUCUUCACCAGUGCCAGAAGCUCCCCUAAAGAAGAGCUCCAUCCUGCCACCUCACAGCUCCUACCUUCCUCCUCCUCCUCCUCCUCCUCGUCUGGUCCUAGGACUUUCUACCCUCGCCAGGGCGCAACCAGCAAGUACCUGAUUGGUUGGAAGAAACCCGAAGGAACCAUAAACUCCGUGGGAUUCAUGGACACAAGAAAGCGUCACCAGAGCGACGGCAAUGAGAUAGCCCACACCAGGCUGCGUGCCUCAACCAGGGACCUCCGGGCGUCCCCCAAGCCGGCCUCCAAGUCCACCAUUGAGGAGGACCUCAAGAAACUCAUCGACCUGGAAAGCCCAACUCCCGAAUCGCAGAAGAACUUUAAGUUCCACGCGCUCUCCUCUCCUCAGUCUCCUUUUCCUACCACCCCCACCUCAAGGCGGGCUUUGCACCGGACGCUGUCAGAUGAGAGCAUUUACAGCGGGCAGAGGGAGCACUUUUUCACCUCAAGGCCUUCACUUCUGGACCAAGCCCUGCCCAAUGACGUCCUCUUCAGUAGCACGUACCCUUCUCUUCCCAAGUCUCUUCCGUUGCGGAGGCCUUCUUACACCUUGGGAAUGAAGUCGUUGCAUGGAGAGUUCUCAGCCUCGGACAGCUCCCUCACUGACGUCCAGGAGACUCGAAGGCCACCCAUGCCCGACCCUGGCCUGAUGCCCCUGCCCGAUGCUGCUGCGGAUUUGGAUUGGUCCAACCUGGUGGACGCUGCGAAGGCCUAUGAGGUCCAGAGAGCCUCCUUCUUUGCUGCUGCUGAUGAAAACCACCGCCCCUUGAGUGCCGCGUCCAACAGUGACCAGCUGGAGGAGCAGGCGCUGGCCCAGAUGAAGUCUUACAGCAGCAGUAAGGAUUCCUCUCCCACUCUGGCGUCCAAAGUGGACCAGCUGGAAGGUAUGCUGAAGAUGCUCCGGGAAGACUUGAAGAAGGAAAAAGAAGACAAAGCCCACCUCCAGGCGGAGGUCCAGCACCUGCGGGAGGACAACCUGAGGCUGCAGGAGGAGUCCCAGAACGCCUCAGACAAGCUCAAGAAGUUCACCGAGUGGGUCUUCAACACCAUAGACAUGAGCUAGGGCAGGCUGAGGGGACAGGAGCGGGGGGCACGGGGGUGCUCUCCGGUGAGGUUUGGCAGUCCCUAGCCGUGACACUGAAAGCAUUCUCUGCCUCCCCACCCCUCCUCCCCGGCCUCCUACCCCGGCCCCUCUUGGGGAGUGCACAACACGAUUGCAGAUCAACAAUCAUUAUCUGCCUUUUGUAGAAAAGAAAAACGAAAAAGUAAAUAAAAAUUUUAAAAAGUAAAAUAAAAGUUUAACUGCUAAAAUGUGAAUGUCUUUAUUUUUUUGCACAAUAUCUUUAUCUGUUAUGUAUUUAAAAAAAAGAAAAAAAAAGUGGGCCUAGGCUGUCCUGGCCCAUCUGCCUCUAUUUCCAUUAGCUCUGAUCUAUUUCAGGUAACCCAAGCUUUCCCUCCUUAUCCUGACAAAUGUCAUUGCUCCUAAUAAAGUUUUUAAAAGUUGUUUGUUUAGGGAGGGGGAUUUCCUUACCUCUGUUCCUAAAACGUCCGGGGAGGAAGGUGCUUUAAGAAAACGCCUGCCUCCCUUGAAUGGCCUGUGCAUGAGCUAGUGCCCUUGUCCCUAUCCUAGCCGCUGUGGGCAGGUCAGGGUUACCGCCAGGUGCACCAGAGACCGGGCUCCUGCCUCGGGCCACGCCCCCUUCCUGUCCCGCAUUGUGACGUAACUCCGCCCCUGCUUCCUUUCCCCAGGCAGAUGGGCCCAGGUGUGUGCUUCUCGGAGCUGGACCCCUGUUUGUCUGGUGUGACUGAGUCCCACCAGGUUGGAGGCCGCCUCUCCACGGCUUCCUGGCUCCAAACGUUCAUUGGGUUCAGAAUUCCUCCAGACUAAAAACUCGUUUGCAUUUUGGUCAAAGGUGUAGUUUUUGUUCGAGGUGUUUAAAGAUGAAAAUGUGGCAAAAUUGGGCUCUUUGGCGCCCUCAAAAUGACCAUAUUAAUUAAUCAAUCCUCUCCAAAGCCAGAUUUCACCAGUGUUUAUAACUAGGGAAAGUGAAUGUUAAAAUGUUUCCUGCUUGCUUGUUAGGAGCAACGACUGUGAUAACAGAAUGGGCUUUGAAACCUGCAUGUCCCAGUGUGCGAUUUAAGCACGGCAUUUGCUGAAUCCCUUUGUGGCCGAAGGAUUCCGCUGCAGAAAUGACCUGCUGUGCUCUUUGUCCUGUCUAGUGCUCUAGCCACUCUGGGGCCUCUGGUCAUCGUUCCAAGGCUCCCAGUCCUGCAGACAGACACGCUGGGCCCACCAGUGUUGAGGAACCCAGGGAGCCCCUGGUGGCCUUGUUCCCUGCCUUCAUAAAAUGUCACUCAGCUGACACCCGGGUCCCUUCAGUGGCAACUCUGAUCUAGGGAAAGUUCCGCAACGUAGUGUCCUCUGUGUGGAAGCUCCCUGCCCCAAGUGAUCUCGGCUCCUUCCUCCAACCCUGACAGGAAUGGGAUGGGUUUUCUCUCUUCUCCCCCCACCCCCUCCACCAGACUUUUAUGCUACAGUUUCAUUCAUGAUUGUGAUUUUUUUCAAGGGAUUUUUUUUUUUUUCCUGGUGACAUUUCCAUCACGGAAAAUAGGAAGAUUUCGGAGUGCUUUGUAAAGAUCUCAAUUGUCUGUCUCUUUCUCUCUUUGACUUGUAUGAGGGAGAUUGUUACAUUGCCUGAUAAUCUCUUUGUAAAUGACAAAUACUGCUAACAUCCAAGCAUUCUGAAGUCUUGCUUAUCCUGAGUUUUUAUUUUGUCUUUCAUUUGUUUGGGAACUUGGGGCAAGCUAUUUAUUAGAGUUUUGCAACAGAGUUCUUGUUUGAAGCCUUUAAAGACUACUUGUAAAAUUCAAACAAUAAAAUUCAUUUUAAAUGCUCUUUUAAAACGCUUUGGUAUUAUUGCUUGAGGUUUUCGCAUUUCAAAGACCACCCAGUAACCCGUUGACCCUCCUUGCAACCAGUGUUUUCAUCAGGCUCCCUUAACACCAAAGGAUGAUUCUUCCAAGUUUCUGCCCCUCUUAGAAUGUUAAUAACCUUUUUUAUUCUCUGUUCCUCGUUAGAGAAUUCCUGAUUUGGCUUCUCUGCUUAUAAUUUAAUAUUUGCAGAGCACUUUCUAAUUAGUUCCUUCUUCAUUAUCCAUGUGUGGAUUUUCCAUGACAACACUGUCAUUCCCCGAGACCAGCACAUGUUUGGACGGCCUCGACCACACCACCCAAAUCUGUGUUAGGUGUUGUGUGCUCCGGGAAUACAAAUGCCUGUUAAUAUCAGGCUGUACAAAAUAUAAUUAGGAAAGUUAAUCUGCUGAAAAAAUCAUAAUGCAUUCCAAAGCCAAAUGGAACCAAAUUUCUAAAAUCUACCACAUCACUGUUCCUCUCCAGUGGUGCAGCUAAUUGAGAACUGACAGAGUUCCUUCCUUUUAUUUGGUUCAACAAUUCUACAAUUUCUAGAAUUACAAGACAGGGUAAGACUGGAUGCCCCCAGACACUCUGAUUCGCAAGCUAAAAGGGUCUGUUUAGACCAUGAUUCUUACCUGAUGGGAAGGGCUUGGACGUGGGUUGAGAGUCCCCGGGAGAAGGUGCCAUUAGCCCGCGUUGAGGGAGGGUCUUCGUGCAUGAGCUGACUGGCGGGGCCAUUUGGUUGUGCUUCCCGUCUGCUGCCUGUGAUCAACAGAUGGGGUGGGGUUGGAUUACUAACUCCUCAGACGGGGAUACAACCGAUAGUCCAAGGGCAAAGGAAAUCGACCCAGUGCGCUUCGGCCAUUUCUCUUUAGUUAAAUGCAGAACGAGAACGAACCGUAGUCUCACCGUAGAUUCCUGUCAGCAGCUUUGUGGUGCCACUUCCCCAGCGUGACCAAAGUUGACGUGAAAAGUGCAAGAUGGCAUACCUGGGCCAGAAACCCAUGACCAGUGAAGACCUAGGCGCUAUUCACCACGAACUCUGCUACUCUAAAAGAAUGAUCCCACGGGAAUGUUGGAUACCCCUCUGUGUGUGAAUUACGCCACUAACGACCUAUCCGUAAGGAGUUGUCACACGCUGACAAACAUUUCACUUCGACUGGGACGCGAGUCCCAUCCACUACACCGCAGCUGUGUCUGUAGUAAGUUAACCUCAUCUCUGAGUCUGGGUUCCUCAUCUGGCAAAAUAGUAACCAUGUGAUGUAGUUUGAAGGAUUAAAUGGAACCACCUAUUAAAUAAAGCCAUUGACUGGCAAAUUUGAAGACACAACCUGUCUUCCAUCUCCAGUAUGUUAAGGCUGUGAUGUUGUUUUUCUGGGAGAGUAUCCUGAGGUGUUAAUAGCAGGGUGGGAUGGAAGAACCAGGAUGAGCUUCCCCCCACUCAGUUUCCUAUCAGGUGCUUUCAACCCUUUGCCGUGUCUCUUAGAACGGUGAUUCUCGAAUUUGAGCUUCCAUCAGAAUCACCUGGAGGUUUUUGUUAAAACACAGGUCACAGGGCAGCAUCCCCAGGAUCCGUGAGUUAGCAGGUCUGGGGUGGGUACUCAGUGGUGUAUUUUCUCCAAGUUCCCAGGUGAUGAUUUAAAAGCAGGCCUUUCAAAGAAUAGGGGUAACAGGUGGACAUCCAUAUCCAUUAAUAAUUAAAAGAAACAGAUGCUACAGUAUAAGGCUCUUACGCCAUAUACCUGAGUGUUCUUUUGAUAUGUUAGCCAACCACAGAGCACUUUGCAGGGGAAACAGGCUUAAACUAUAGCUAAAGAGAGUUUAAAGACCAUUUUUUAAAUUAAAACUUAGUAAGUUAAGGGGCGCCUGGGUGGCUUGGUCGGUUAUGUGUCUGACUUCAGCCCAAGUCAUGAUCUCACGGUCCGUGAGUUCGAGCCCCGCGUCGGGCUCUGUGCUGACGGCUCAGAGCCUGGAGCCUGUUUCAGAUUCUGUGUCUCCCUCUCUCUCUGCCCCUCCGCUGUUCAUGCUCUGUCUCUGUCUCAAAAAUAAACGUUAAAAAAAAAUU